AUGUUGGACCUCACCAGCUGUGUGUUCUUUGUUCUCUUUGUUGCUGAGUUCAUUCUGGGAAUGCUGGGGAAUGGUUUCAUUGGCUGGGUCAAUGGCAGGAUCUGGUUGAUGGGCCAAAGACUCUCUUUAUCUGACUUUGUCAUCACUCUCUUGAUUUUAUCCAGGAUCAUUCUGCUGUGCAUCCUCUUCGCAGAUUCAAUUUUAGUGGUUUUACUUUCUACAGUGCCUGCUCAUGAUCUAGGCAAACAACUUUUUGAAAUUAUCUGGACAUUUACCAAUGACUUGAGCAUUUGGCUGGUCACCUGCCUCAGUGUCCUCUACUGCCUGAAAAUCGCCAGUUUCUCCCACCCUGCAUUCCUCUGGCUCAAGUGGAGGGUGUCCCGGGUGGUGGUGUGGAUGCUGCUGGGUGCACUGCUCCUGUCCUGUGCCAGCACCAUGUCUCUGGCCUAUGAAUUUAAGAUCUACUCUGUUCUCAGUGACAUUGAUGGUACAAGGAAUAUGACUGAUCACAGUAGAUGGAAAAGCUAUUAUGAACUGAUCCAUGGUAUUGGGAUUCUGUGGAAUGUCCCUUCCCUGCUAGUGGCUGUGGCCUCUUCCUUUCUACUUAUCCUCUCCCUGGGAAGGCACACAAGGCAGAUGCAGCAAAAUGGUAGCAGCUCCAGAGACCCCAGCACUGAAGCCCACUGGAGGGCCAUCAAAAUCAUCCUCUCCUUCCCCAUCCUCUUCCUACUUUACUUUCUUGCCCUUUUGUUGAUAUCAUCUAGACCUCUCCUACCUGAGACUACAACCAUUGAGAUGACUGCCAAACUAAUUAAAAUGUUUUAUCUUUUUGCCCACUCAUUCAUUCUCAUCUUGGGACAAAACAAGCUGAAGCAGAUAUUUUUGGCAAUGCUCAGAUGUCAGCCUGGAGAGCUCACAGAAUUUAUUUCUUCCUAG
Molecule: messenger RNA, 936 nt
Organism: Erinaceus europaeus (western European hedgehog)
Lineage: Eukaryota; Metazoa; Chordata; Mammalia; Eulipotyphla; Erinaceidae
Product: taste receptor type 2 member 3-like
Exons: 1
Coding region: 1-936 (311 amino acids)
Biological process (GO): sensory perception of taste; G protein-coupled receptor signaling pathway; detection of chemical stimulus involved in sensory perception of bitter taste
Cellular component (GO): membrane
Molecular function (GO): G protein-coupled receptor activity; bitter taste receptor activity
Source: RefSeq, a predicted model, not a curated record